UUCGGAGGCCAGAAAUAAAACACGCUGCUGCAGAAUUGCGCGUGAUUCAUUCUCCGCUCCGCCUUUAUCGGCCGGUACGUGUCACGACCGACAAUCUUCGCCCGCCCGCCUUCGCAGUCCCAGCCAUAACCAGACAAACGAUGCAAGCUCCCAACAAGUCUUCAGUCUCCUCGUAACAAUGGGCUGGUCAUCGCCCGACAGCUGGGUUACCAGGCUCUUCGCCGGCGAUCCUCUUGUGUGCUUGCUCGCCUUUCUGGUGGUGUUAGCACUUCCGGCACUGUUGCAUCUUUACUUCUAUACGCAGUCGGCACGUACCAGAAUCGUCCCGACCUUUUUGCUUUUGGGCCCUAGCAACGCAGGGAAGACUGCAUUGGUCACUCUGCUACAAAAGAGAUCUGCCGAACUAGAAAACGCAGAGCCAGCCGUCACCCGAACUUCCCAAGUAUCAUGGCGAGCCCCCUUGCUACUUCCGCCCUCGGUCCCUCUGGGAUCUGAUAAAUACCGUUCCGAAAACGAUGUGUCCUUGAGGGAGAAGCAGCCCACUCGAUAUGUCAUGAUAGACACUCCUGGACACGGCAAACUGAGAACCGAACAGGCAUUGCCUCAAAUACAAAGCCCUUCGCUUCGUGGAGUGAUUUUCGUUGUCGAUGCCAGCGUCCUUGAUUCGAGUGAUUCUCCUGCUUCGCGCGACACGGCGGCGUAUCUUCAUGACACCUUACUCGUCCUACAAAAACGGAAAGCCGCGAAGACGUCAGCCAAGGCCGCAAAGACGGAUAUACCGAUUCUGGUCGCAGCAAACAAGCAAGAUCUGUUUACUGCGCUGCCUCCCGGGGCGGUAAAGGAACGGCUGCAGACAGAAAUCGAAAGAGUCCGAGUGUCCAGGAGUAAGGGUCUUGCUACCGUAGGCCAGGAGCCGGAUGUCGAUGGGGAAGAUGAAAUUCUCGGUGGUGGGGGUGAAGAGAAGUUCAGCUUCAAGUUGAUGGAGGAGGAGUACGGCAUUCGUAUCGACGUCGUUGGAGGAGCCGUAAAAGGUGAAGAAGCAGGCAAGGGAGUCGGAAGAUGGGAGGAAUGGAUUGGCGGUUGUCUAUAACCCUCUCCAAACCUGUUGAAUUUGAGCCAUUCCCAAUAGUGGACGGAUAUGGAUCCCUUGUCUUCGUGAUGCCCUCUUCGGCUGGCUUGUAAGAUGGCACUUCUUGGGAUUUGGUCCAUGCCUCAAGCGUAGCCGUCAGAUAUCAUAGGCUGAUAGGCCGCGGACCACCGUUGUUGAGCAUAGAUGCUCAGCAAGAUCAACCAGACAGAUUUCGAUGACUGUAUCUCAUGCUGUGCUGUCCUUCGUAGACCAAAAGCUUGCUCAGACUAUUCC
This is a messenger RNA of Exophiala dermatitidis NIH/UT8656, 1363 nucleotides long. RefSeq lists its product as uncharacterized. The transcript has 2 exons. Lineage: Eukaryota; Fungi; Ascomycota; Eurotiomycetes; Chaetothyriales; Herpotrichiellaceae. The record is from RefSeq and is a predicted model, not a curated record. Bases 179 to 1090 code for a protein of 303 amino acids.